AAGCAUCUCCCUCCAGUCGAGAGAUCAGGAAUGAUAGAGGCAUACUGUAUCGAGCAAAGCAAGCUGAAUUCAACAGAAAGACCAAGAUAAGCAUCUGAAGCAUGGCAACCAUCACCUGCACCAGGUUCACUGAGGAAUUUCAGCUUUUUGAAGAACUGGGCAAAGGUGCGUUUUCUGUGGUGAGACGCUGUCUGAAGGUCCUCACAGGACAGGAGUAUGCUGCAAAGAUCAUAAACACCAAGAAGCUUUCGUCCAGAGAUCACCAGAAACUGGAGAGAGAGGCUCGUAUCUGCAGGCUUUUAAAGCACUCAAAUAUUGUGAGACUUCAUGACAGUAUCUCUGAAGAGGGUCACCACUACCUAGUCUUUGAUUUAAUAACUGGAGGAGAACUUUUUGAAGAUAUUGUUGCGAGGGAGUAUUAUAGCGAGGCUGAUGCCAGUCACUGUAUUCAGCAAAUCCUGGAGGCGGUUCUUCAUUGUCACCAGAUGGGAGUGGUCCACAGGGACCUGAAGCCUGAAAACCUGCUGUUAGCGUCCAAGUCGAAGGGAGCGGCGGUGAAGCUGGCUGACUUUGGCCUGGCGAUUGAAGUGGAAGGAGACCAGCAGGCUUGGUUUGGCUUUGCUGGAACCCCUGGCUACCUGUCUCCGGAGGUCCUGAGGAAAGACCCUUAUGGAAAACCAGUUGAUCUGUGGGCCUGUGGUGUUAUUUUAUAUAUCCUCCUGGUUGGAUAUCCACCAUUUUGGGAUGAGGACCAGCACAGACUCUAUCAGCAGAUCAAGGCUGGAGCUUAUGAUUUCCCUUCUCCAGAGUGGGACACCGUUACCCCUGAAGCAAAGGACCUCAUCAACAAGAUGCUAACCAUUAACCCUGCAAAGCGUAUUACUGCCGCGGAGUCUCUCAAACACCCCUGGAUUUCGCAUCGCUCCACGGUGGCGUCCUGCAUGCACAGACAGGAGACGGUGGAAUGCUUGAAGAAGUUCAAUGCGAGGAGGAAGCUCAAGGGAGCUAUCCUCACUACAAUGUUGGCGACAAGAAACUUUUCAGGGAAUAAGAGUGGCGCUAACAAGAAGAACGAUGGGGUGAAGAAAAGGAAGUCCAGUUCCAGCGUCCAGCUCAUGGAAUCCUCUGAAAGCACUAACACCACCAUUGAGGAUGAGGAUACCAGAGGGAGGAAGCAGGAGAUUAUUAAAGUGACAGAGCAGUUGAUUGAAGCUAUCAGCAAUGGGGAUUUUGAGUGUUACACGAAGAUGUGCGACCUGAGUGUCACCGCUUUUGAACCCGAAGCUCUAGGAAACCUGGUGGAGGGACUUGACUUCCAUCGAUUUUAUUUUGAAAACUUGUGGUCUAAGAACAGUAAGCCGGUCCACACCACAAUCCUGAACCCCCACAUCCACCUGAUUGGUGAGGAAGCUGCCUGCAUUGCUUAUAUCCGCAUCACCCAGUACAUUGACAGCAGCGGUCUGCCGCGCACUGCACAGUCAGAGGAGACGCGCAUCUGGCAUCGCCGUGACGGCAAGUGGCAGAUCGUUCACUUCCACCGCUCCGGCACUUCUUCGGCAAUUGCUAAUUGAACUAUCGGAUUUAGGAAAUGAGCUGCAAGACUCUCCUUAAAGUCUCCAAUCAGCUUUCCAUCCAGGAGCUGUCAGAGGUCGGAUCACCAGGGGAACUGAAGUCCGUCGCAUUUCAUAUCUUACUUGAAACCUGUUUACACUUCCACUAAGUCAAUAUGAAUGGUAUUAUAAAACACUAUCAUUUAUAUAUAGAUAUAUAUACAUACAUAUACAUACUUCAUAUCCAUUAAAACAGAAGUUGUAGAAGCAUGAUAAACUGAUUCAUAUUGAAAAUGUUUUAUUAUUUUAUACAUUUAUUAAUAAUUAGAACUUUUUGUUUUUGUAAGCAGUAUUCCUGAUUUUAAAUCUUUUUUAAAGAUUAUUCCUGGUCCUGUAUGUUGUUAAACUGAAGUAAAAACAGCUUGAUAAAAUUAAGUAUAGUGUUGGAACAAUCAUCUUAAAAAAUUAUUGCAUUUUUAUAGUUAUACUGGUUUAAUAAAUGCUGAUUUAACUAUUUAAGAACAGCACACUCUAUCCCCCUAAAAGCUAAUUUGAAAGCCUGAUGCUUAAGAAAUGAACUCUGUAGUAAUACUGAAGAAGACACUUCUCAAAGAGAUUACUAGACUUGCAGUGGAUGCAUUAUCUUUAGCCUGUAUCUAUUUAAGCACAAGCACUAGAAUAACUAUGUGAUUAUAAAUAGAACAAUAUCUGUGUAAUGUGUAAGUGUUUAAAGACUUGGCCUUUUAGUAUCAGCAUACUCUGUCUUGGUAGUAAGGUUUUUGCUUUCAUGUAACACCCUGGGAUAGAAUCUUUUUUUGCCCACAAUUAUCAUUAACACCAAAAAAAUACAACCAAAAACAACUGAGCCAUUUUAUUUUGGGGCUUGCAAUAGUAUUAUCAUUAUUAUUUUAAAAUGAAUUUGAAAACUGUAGUAGUGUGCUAAUGGUGAUUAGGAGCUUUGAGAAUCUCGCCCCCGAAGAAAGAUGACCCUUUUAAGAGAGACUGAAAUACUGUUGCCAGCACAAAGAAGUAUUACAGUUCAGAAACACCCCACAUGCAAUUUCAAUUCAAAUUUAAAUACUACAGUAUGAAUGAAAAGCAGAUAUUAAUUAUCUUAACAGAAAAAUGUGUAAUUUUCAAGUUAAUUAUUCUUCAUACUUUUUAGACAGCUGCCGUUUUUACACUUAUCCACACAAGUAAACACUAAUCACCACAAACAUGUAAAACAUGUAAAUUGGUAGAUGAGAUUUUCUUUAAGAGGUUCAUUUAUCUUCCAGUCUUCAAUGAUUACUUGAUUUGUUUAAAAUUAUAUUUACACAGAACUAGUUUUGCACUAAAAUUUGUUCUGUAGGUUAAAUGCUGAUUAUUAUUAUUAUUAUUAUUAUUAUUAUUAUUAUUAUUAUUAUUAUUAUUAUUAUUUAUUUGGCAGACACCUUUAUCCAGGGCUGACUGGCAAUAGUUUAUGUAAAUGAACUAAUUCAAGUAAUUACUAUAUAUUAUGUGUAGAAACACAAAUAGUGAGUCAGUUCUGAUGUUGUCCAUUUAGAAUUCUGUUUUAAUAAGGUCUUGCUUAAUUUAAUAUUUUCAACUGAUUUGAUUUAAUGAUAGUAUAUAAUGUGUCAAAGUAUAAAUGCACAUUUUAUAGCAUGCUUCUGGUUUAAUAGCUUGGCUCUAGUAUAAAUCCAGGCUUUAAGAAGUUAAAUGUCUAACUCGCUUUUCUACAGGUGCGUGUUAUAAAGUAUAAAAGUACAUUUUAUACAUACAAUUUACAGCAGGACUGGUAUUCUACACAUGUGUGCAAUAUAUCAGCAUACUGCUGUCCUGUUGAUACUGAAUAUACUGCACUUAUAGCAACACAGGAUAUUUUGCAAUACAUGUAUUAUUGAUCAUGCUGAUUUUAAGAUGCACUUUUUGUUUAGUAACUGUUAGAUUUAGUAAACUAACAUUAUGUUGCAUGUUUACAGAUUUAAAAAAGUUUUGUUACUGUUCGCCCCAUUCCACUACCCUGUACUUCAGAAUUAUCAACUCCAAGUCAAUGUAAUGUGUUUAAAAAGGGUCCCAAACCUGAACACCGCACUCAGAUUCGGACAAAAUAGCGGGGUUAUGGGAAUGUGGAAAAUAGCUGUCACUGCUGACGGCUUAUUAAAAACCCUAGUGGCAAGACUAGUGCAUUACAUCACAGAAAAAAAGAAGAAAAAAAGGAAAAAAAAGAAGAAAUCCCCAGUAAGGCUAUCCCCAGCAUGUUACUGAUUAUACUUUUUUUUUUAUGUAUUCCUAAUUGAGUUACUCUAUGUUUGGCAUGUGUUAAUAUUCAAGUAAGCUAGUUGUUAACAGUUGAUCAACAACAAAGUGUUGUAGAAAUAGAGCAUAAAUGUAUUUUAUAAGAUUUUCUUUUUCCAUACACACACACACACACACACACACACACACACACACACACACACACACACACACACGCGCGUUUGCAUUCCUAUAUUUGUGGGGACUUCUCAUUGACUUUUACUAUAUUUUUAUUUACUAUUUCUAACUCCAGUCAGACAAAACUCCACACAAGGUGAAAGUCGACAACAAACUAAAUAUUUUGGCACUUUUUUAUUUUAUUUUUUUAAGACAUAUUUAGUUCAUAAAAAUGUGUUUUACAAAGAAGGGACGUCCCCACAACGUAAUUUUUUCAGGAGUUACUAUCUUUGUGGGGAUAUUUUCUCAAAUUGUGUCCUCACUUUGAUAGUAAUACCUGCC
Molecule: messenger RNA, 4289 nt
Organism: Acipenser ruthenus (sterlet)
Lineage: Eukaryota; Metazoa; Chordata; Actinopteri; Acipenseriformes; Acipenseridae
Product: calcium/calmodulin-dependent protein kinase type II subunit alpha-like
Exons: 19
Coding region: 102-1571 (489 amino acids)
Biological process (GO): protein phosphorylation
Cellular component (GO): cytoplasm; neuron projection
Molecular function (GO): calcium/calmodulin-dependent protein kinase activity; ATP binding; calmodulin binding
Source: RefSeq, a predicted model, not a curated record